Molecule: messenger RNA, 955 nt
Organism: Pelobates fuscus (common spadefoot toad)
Lineage: Eukaryota; Metazoa; Chordata; Amphibia; Anura; Pelobatidae
Gene: RBM8A
Product: RNA binding motif protein 8A
Exons: 6
Coding region: 83-607 (174 amino acids)
Biological process (GO): RNA splicing
Cellular component (GO): exon-exon junction complex; cytoplasm; nucleus
Molecular function (GO): mRNA binding
Source: RefSeq, a predicted model, not a curated record
CGCAGCGCCGGAAGUUGCCUUUUGCCGUUUUAGUCUGGUCUCGCUUGUCGCAGUGUGUUAGUAACGCGGGGGCUCAGAGACCAUGGCGGACGUACUGGAUGUUCACGUUGCCGGCGGGGAGGACUUCGCCAUGGACGAGGAUGGCGAUGAGAGUAUUCACAAAUUAAAGGAGAAAGCCAAGAAAAGAAAAGGGAGAGGAUUUGGUGCUGAGGAAGGUUCAAGGGCCAGAAUCAGAGAGGACUAUGACAGUGUUGAACAGGAUGGAGAUGAACCUGGCCCACAAAGAUCUGUAGAAGGCUGGAUCCUGUUUGUGACUGGUGUCCACGAAGAAGCCACAGAGGAAGACAUUCAUGAUAAAUUUGGAGAGUUUGGAGAGAUCAAGAAUGUGCAUCUGAAUCUGGACCGAAGGACUGGCUACCUUAAGGGAUACGCACUGGUAGAAUAUGAAACCUAUAAAGAGGCCCUGGCUGCCAUGGAAGGUUUAAAUGGGCAGGAUCUCAUGGGGCAACCCGUCAGUGUGGAUUGGGGCUUUGUUAGAGGACCUCCUAAAGGCAAGAGGCGAAGUGGACGCAGAAGGAGCCGGAGCCCAGACAGAAGGCGACGUUAGUCCUAUCUGCCUUUAGUUUGUUUUGGGCAUAUGGUUUUAUAAAUUUUGUGUUUUCAGAAGUGGACGCAGAAUAUGCCGGAGCCCAGACAGAGGACAACGUUAGUUCUAUCGGCCUUUAGUUUGCUUUGGACAUAUGGUUUGUUUCUGAAGAUGGGAAGAAAAUUAUAAUGGACAUGUUCUGUUCUUCUCAGCGUUUGUUGGGUUGUGUAUUUUUCUUAAAGGAAUUUUAAAUUUUGGGGCAUAAAUGUUCUAUUGCAGCUUAAACGCUUGGAGUAAAUAAAAGGAAAAAAAGUUGUUAUAGUUAUGGUCCACAAAUUUUGGAAUAAAGUCUUUUUAUGUUAUCUGCUA